Messenger RNA from Megalops cyprinoides (Indo-Pacific tarpon), 1005 nucleotides. Its product is annotated as homeobox protein Hox-D10a-like. Gene Ontology annotation, cellular component: nucleus. Gene Ontology annotation, biological process: regulation of transcription by RNA polymerase II. The coding region runs from base 1 to 1005 and encodes 334 amino acids. The record is from RefSeq and is a predicted model, not a curated record. Lineage: Eukaryota; Metazoa; Chordata; Actinopteri; Elopiformes; Megalopidae. Gene Ontology annotation, molecular function: RNA polymerase II cis-regulatory region sequence-specific DNA binding; DNA-binding transcription factor activity, RNA polymerase II-specific. The transcript is spliced from 2 exons.
AUGUCAUUUCCAAACAGCUCUCCCGCUGCAAAUACUUUUCUGGUAGACUCUUUGAUCAGUGCGUGCAGAACUGAUAGUUUCUACUCCAGCAGCAGCAUGUACAUGCCGUCCAGUGCAGAGAUGGGAACUUAUGGAAUGCAAAACUGUGGACUUCUGCCGUCUCUCGGUAAAAGGGGAGAAGUUAGCCACCAAACCAUGGGCAUGAACGUCCAUUCUUAUAUACCUCAGAUCGAUAACUGGGCAGAUCCGAGCAGAUCGUGCAGAAUAGAGCAACCUUCUACUCAGAUGCCCACUUGCACGUUCUCACAAAACAUAAAAGAAGAAAGUAACUGCUGCAUGUAUUCCGACAAGAGAGCAAAGGUCAGCUCGUCCGACAUCCCCACGUACGCUAAUCUGAUUCCUGAAUCUUGUUCUGUUGAUGGUCCAGAAAUUCCCGUUCCGGGGUAUUUCAGACUGAGCCAAACAUAUGCACCUGGAAAAAAUCAGGACUAUAGCCACGAGACGAGUCCAAACACAAUCUUGCAAUUGAACAGAGUUGCUCCAAAAUCGCAACUGUCUUCUCUGGCCGAGGUGGAAAAGAAAAUAAACGACAUUCAGACCGACCAAGAGACGGCCGAGGCACCCACCCGCGUGGAAAGCCCAGAUCCAAAGUCGAGUUCGCAGGAGGAGAAGAAUUGCUCCACUGAAGCGUCUGCCUCCAGCCCUGAAUCGCAACAAAAGGAAGCGAAAGAGCGUAAAAAUGAUUCUCCGACAAGCAAUUGGUUAACCGCCAAAAGUGGUAGGAAAAAAAGAUGCCCCUAUACAAAGCACCAGACACUGGAAUUAGAGAAGGAGUUCUUAUUCAACAUGUACCUGACUCGAGAGCGCCGCCUGGAGAUCAGUAAAAGCGUCAACCUUACCGACAGACAAGUCAAAAUCUGGUUUCAGAACCGCAGAAUGAAACUGAAGAAAAUGAGCAGGGAAAACCGAAUUCGAGAACUUACCUCGAACCUGACUUUCUCGUGA